GCUUUGGUUGAUUUUCUCACAGGUCACAGGCUUUUUCUUUUUCUUCUUCUUCUUCUUCUUUAUUUUCUCAUUUUGCCAAACUAAAAUAGUUGUGUUGGUAGCUUUGGCAAAGAUGUUUUCAGCAGGCCAUAAGAUCAAAGGGACAGUGGUGUUGAUGCCCAAGAAUGAGUUGGAAGUUAACCCUGAUGGCUCAGCAGUUGACAACCUUAAUGCUUUCUUGGGCCGUAGUGUCUCCCUUCAGCUCAUUAGUGCUACCAAGGCUGAUGCACAUGGAAAAGGAAAAGUUGGAAAGGAUACGUUCUUGGAAGGGAUUAAUACUUCGUUACCGACUUUGGGAGCAGGAGAGUCUGCAUUCAAUAUUCAUUUUGAAUGGGACGGAAGCAUGGGAAUCCCCGGUGCGUUUUACAUAAAGAACUACAUGCAAGUUGAGUUCUUCCUCAAGAGUUUGACUCUUGAAGCCAUUUCAAACCAAGGAACCAUCCGCUUUGUUUGCAACUCAUGGGUUUAUAACACUAAACUUUACAAAAGCGUGCGCAUUUUCUUUGCCAACCAUACAUAUGUACCUAGUGAGACACCAGCACCACUUGUGGAGUACAGAGAAGAAGAAUUGAAGAGUUUAAGAGGAAAUGGAACGGGAGAGCGCAAGGAAUAUGAUAGGAUCUAUGAUUAUGAUGUCUACAAUGAUUUGGGCAACCCAGAUAAGAGUGAAAAGUUAGCUCGUCCAGUUCUUGGAGGGUCUAGCACCUUUCCCUACCCUCGUAGGGGAAGAACUGGUCGAGGUCCAACAGUUACGGACCCGAAUACUGAGAAACAAGGCGAAGUAUUUUAUGUUCCAAGAGAUGAAAAUUUAGGUCACUUGAAGUCUAAGGAUGCUCUUGAGAUUGGAACAAAAUCUUUAUCUCAAAUUGUCCAGCCGGCGUUCGAAUCUGCGUUCGAUUUGAAAUCCACGCCAAUUGAGUUUCAUAGCUUCCAAGAUGUGCAUGACUUGUAUGAAGGUGGAAUUAAGCUUCCUAGAGAUGUAAUUAGCACAAUUAUCCCCUUACCAGUGAUCAAAGAACUCUAUCGUACCGAUGGUCAACACAUCCUCAAGUUUCCACAACCUCACGUCGUUCAAGUGAGUCAGUCUGCAUGGAUGACUGAUGAAGAAUUUGCUAGAGAGAUGAUUGCUGGUGUAAAUCCCUGCGUAAUUCGUGGUCUUGAAGAGUUCCCUCCAAAAAGUAAUCUGGAUCCUGCAAUCUAUGGUGAUCAAAGCAGUAAGAUAACAGCAGAUUCCCUUGAUCUAGAUGGGUACACAAUGGACGAGGCACUUGGUAGUCGAAGGUUAUUUAUGUUAGAUUACCAUGAUAUCUUCAUGCCAUAUGUGAGGCAGAUAAAUCAGCUGAAUUCUGCCAAGACUUAUGCGACAAGGACUAUCCUUUUUUUGAGAGAAGAUGGAACUUUAAAGCCAGUGGCCAUCGAAUUAAGUUUGCCACAUUCUGCUGGGGAUCUGUCAGCUGCCGUCAGUCAAGUCGUCUUACCUGCUAAGGAAGGUGUUGAGAGCACAAUUUGGCUACUAGCCAAAGCUUAUGUCAUCGUAAAUGACUCUUGCUACCAUCAACUCAUGAGCCAUUGGUUAAAUACUCAUGCGGCGAUGGAGCCAUUCGUCAUAGCAACACACCGACAUCUUAGCGUGCUUCACCCAAUUUACAAGCUUCUGACUCCUCACUAUCGUAACAACAUGAACAUCAACGCACUUGCCAGGCAAUCUCUAAUUAAUGCUAAUGGCAUAAUAGAGACAACCUUUUUGCCCUCAAAGUAUUCUGUGGAGAUGUCUUCGGCGGUUUAUAAGAAUUGGGUUUUCACUGAUCAAGCACUUCCUGCAGAUCUUAUCAAGAGAGGAGUGGCAAUUAAGGAUCCAUCAACCCCACAUGGAGUUCGUCUUCUGAUAGAGGACUAUCCUUAUGCCGCUGAUGGACUGGAGAUAUGGGCUGCAAUUAAGACAUGGGUUCAAGAAUAUGUGCCCUUGUACUAUGCAAGAGAUGAUGAUGUCAAAAAUGAUUCUGAACUCCAACAUUGGUGGAAAGAAGCUGUAGAGAAAGGCCAUGGUGAUUUGAAAGACAAGCCAUGGUGGCCUAAGUUGCAGACACUUGAAGACCUUGUUGAAGUUUGCCUCAUUAUCAUAUGGAUUGCUUCAGCUCUCCAUGCAGCCGUUAAUUUUGGUCAGUAUCCUUAUGGAGGUUUGAUAAUGAACCGCCCAACUGCUUCUAGAAGGUUGCUUCCUGAGAAAGGCACCCCAGAAUAUGAAGAAAUGAUUAAUAACCAUGAAAAGGCUUAUUUGAGAACAAUUACAUCAAAGUUGCCGACUCUCAUUAGCCUUUCAGUGAUAGAGAUCUUGUCGACACAUGCUUCUGAUGAGGUCUACCUUGGCCAGAGGGACAACCCACAUUGGACCUCUGAUUCAAAAGCAUUACAAGCCUUUCAAAAGUUUGGAAACAAGCUCAAGGAAAUUGAGGAAAAACUUGUGAGGAGGAACAAUGAUCCGAGUCUGCAGGGCAAUCGACUUGGCCCGGUUCAACUGCCAUACACUUUGCUUUAUCCUAGCAGUGAGGAAGGGUUAACUUUUAGGGGAAUUCCAAAUAGCAUCUCUAUCUAAGGGAGCCUGUGGUUUACUCUAAUUACUCUAUAUAUAGUGCAUGUGUACCUUCCAAUAAAAAAGAUGCAAGACUAGAGAUCCGAUAAAUCUUGCAUCUUAUCUAAUGUUUCAAUUAUCUUGUGUUUUAAUUAAUGUUGUAAUUGAGCUCACAGUUUGGUUGUGGUUUGCAAAUAAUAAGAGCAGUGAGCACUAUUAGUUUGUGUUUAGCUCC
Molecule: messenger RNA, 2843 nt
Organism: Glycine soja
Lineage: Eukaryota; Viridiplantae; Streptophyta; Magnoliopsida; Fabales; Fabaceae
Product: seed linoleate 13S-lipoxygenase-1
Exons: 9
Coding region: 113-2632 (839 amino acids)
Biological process (GO): lipid oxidation
Molecular function (GO): protein binding; oxidoreductase activity, acting on single donors with incorporation of molecular oxygen, incorporation of two atoms of oxygen; metal ion binding
Source: RefSeq, a predicted model, not a curated record